AUGGGAUCAUCAAUGACAAGAGGCGAUAUUGAAAGUCUUGCAACAGACUUUUAUGAUCUGCUAGAAUCAUUCAAACACGCACCUUUUUAUCAUAUAUCAUUUGAAAUCUUCCUUGUUUUGGCGGUUAUAUGGCUGGUGUUCUUUCGUAAACCACGUCCCAUUGAAAAGAAAUUAACCGAACGAGAAAAACAAGAAUUAAUCGAUGAAUGGCAACCUGAACCAUUAGUUCCACCUGCGGAUCCUAAUCAUCCAGCAUUGAACGUACGAGUAUUAGAUGGUAUUGUGGGUAAAACUGUGGAAAUCGAUGGAAAGAAAAGUCUCAAUUUUGCAACAUUUAAUUUUUUGAAUUUUGUUGGCAAUUCACGUAUUAGUGAAAAAGCGAUACAAGCUGUACAAAAGUAUGGCGUUGGCUCUUGCGGACCACGAGGAUUUUACGGCACUAUUGACAUUCACCUUGAACUUGAAGAACGACUGGCGAAAUUUUUCAACUGUGAAGAAGGUAUUAUUUACUCAUAUGGAUUCUCUACCAUUGCAAGUAUUAUCCCUGCGUAUUCAAAACGUAAUGAUAUUUUAUUUGUUGACGAGGGUGUUCAUUAUGCUAUCCAAAAAGGAGUUGAAGCAUCACGCAGUCAUGUGAAAUGGUUCAAACAUAAUGAUAUCCAAGAUCUUGAACGUUUGUUAGCUGAACAAGAUGUUCUCGAUAAGAAAAAUCCGAAGAAAGCUCGAACUAUUCGACGAUUUUUAAUCAUCGAAGGUUUAUAUGUCAAUUAUGGUGACAUUUGUCCAUUACCUCGAAUGGUUGAAUUGAAAUACAAAUACAAGUACCGAAUAUUCAUCGAUGAAAGUGCGUCGUUUGGUACCAUUGGACAAACAGGCCGUGGUGUCACUGAAUAUUAUGACAUCGAUCGACAAAAAAUUGAUUUAAUUUCAUCAACAUUAGAAUAUUCGAUUGGUUCGAUCGGUGGUUUUGCCGUUGGUAGUUCGUUCGUUGUCGAUCAUCAACGUUUAUCUGCUCAAGGCUAUUGCUUUUCAGCUUCGCUACCACCUCUUCUUGCCGCAGCAGCUAUUGAAGCGUUAAAUAUCAUGGAAGAAGAAAGUACGCCUUUGUUCGAAACAAUUAUGUCGAAAAGCAAACGUUUACACAAGAAACUAUUAUCCAUUAAAGGUUAUAGUGUUACGGGAGAUGAAAUAUCUCCUUUAAAACACCUUCGUUUAGCCAAUGCAUUGAAUACAAUUGGACGUUUAGAAGAAAUUGUUCAAUUUGCUCAAACACGUGAUAUUACAAUUACUGUUGCAAGAUAUUUAACCGAUGAACAUCUUUUGCCUGAGCCAUCCAUUCGUCUGAUACUAAAUGUUGAAAUGAAUGAUGAGGAACUGGAAUUUUUGUGCACCGUUCUCCAAGAGGCACUUGUCAAAGUCACAAGUUAG
Molecule: messenger RNA, 1428 nt
Organism: Adineta ricciae
Lineage: Eukaryota; Metazoa; Rotifera; Eurotatoria; Adinetida; Adinetidae
Source: the annotation of a GenBank genome assembly